AUGUCGGACCAAAUCGACUACGUACUUUUCGAGGAGGCCUCUGGCUACGCUCUGUUCAAGGUGCUGCUGCAGCCCGAGAACAUUGGCGCCCGAGUCAAGGAGGUCCAGGAGUCUUGUACCGACUUCAACAAGUUUUCCAAGCUUGUCAAGCUGGUGUCUUUUGCCCCCUUCAAGGGUGCUGCCCAUGCUCUGGAGAACGCCAACGAUAUUUCCGAGGGUAUCUGCAACGACCACCUCAAGUCCCUGCUCGAGCUCAACUUGCCUGAGGGAUCCAAGAAGAAGAAGAUUGUGCUUGGUAUCAGUGACAAGAACCUGGGCCAGAGCAUAAAGGAGGCUCUCCCCAACGUCGAGUGUGUCUCCAACGAGGCCGUCCACGAUCUCCAGCGAGGAAUCCGUUUGUUUGGCGACCGGUUCCUGGAGCAGCUUGACUCUGGCGAUCUUGAGCGAGCUCAGCUUGGUCUGGGCCACGCCUACUCCCGAGCCAAGGUCAAGUUCUCCGUCAACAAGAACGACAACCACAUCAUCCAGGCCAUUGCGCUGCUGGACCAGCUGGACAAGGAUAUCAACACCUUCUCCAUGCGAGUCAAGGAGUGGUAUGGCUGGCACUUCCCCGAGCUCGCCAAGCUCGUCAACGACAACUACAACUUUGCCAAGCUCGCUCUCUACAUCAAGGACAAGUCCGAGCUGUCCGAGGACUCCCUGCACGACAUUGCUGCCAUCGUGAACGACGAUGCUGGUCUUGCCCAGCAGAUUAUCGACGCUUCCAAGAUCUCCAUGGGCCAGGACAUCUCCGAGGCUGACAUGGACAACGUUACCACCUUCGCCGAGCGAGUUGUCAACAUCACCGACUACCGACGAAAGCUCUACGGCUACCUGUCCGAGAAGAUGAACACCAUUGCUCCCAACCUGUCCGAGCUUAUUGGUGAGGUUGUUGGUGCCCGACUCAUCUCUCACGCCGGUUCUCUUACCAACCUGUCCAAGUACCCUGCCUCUACUGUCCAGAUUCUCGGUGCCGAGAAGGCUCUGUUCCGAGCUCUUAAGACCAAGGGAAACACCCCUAAAUACGGUCUGAUCUACCACUCUUCUUUCAUCGGCAAGGCCGGUCUCAAGAACAAGGGCCGAAUCUCCCGAUUCCUCGCCAACAAGUGUUCCAUUGCAUCUCGAAUCGACAACUACUCCGAUGUGCCCACUUCCAUCUUCGGAAAGGCCCUCAAGCAGCAGGUCGAGGAGCGACUCACCUUCUACGAUACCGGAGUUGCCCCCACCAAGAACGUCGAUGCCAUGAAGAACGCCAUGGACGAGGUUCUGGCCAACAUGGGCGACGUUGAGGUCGAUGAGGACUCUGACGUUGAGAUGGAUGACGAUUCCGACAAGAAGGAGAAGAAGGAAAAGAAGGACAAGAAGGAAAAGAAGGAAAAGAAGGACAAGUCUGAGAAGAAGGACAAGAAGGACAAGAAGGAAAAGAAGGACAAGAAGCGAAAGAGCUUGGGCGGUGAUGAGACUCCUAAGAAGAAGAAGUCAAAGAAGGAUUAA
Molecule: messenger RNA, 1533 nt
Organism: Yarrowia lipolytica CLIB122
Lineage: Eukaryota; Fungi; Ascomycota; Dipodascomycetes; Dipodascales
Cellular component (GO): small-subunit processome; box C/D methylation guide snoRNP complex
Molecular function (GO): snoRNA binding
Source: RefSeq, a predicted model, not a curated record